AUGAGUGGCGGGGUUGACAGCUCUGUUGCAGCUGCCUUGCUCAAGCAGCAAGGGUUCGACGUGACAGGUAUCUUUAUGCACAAUUGGCAGGAUGAUAGCAAGUCACCUGGUGGCUGCAGCUCCCAAAAAGAUUGGCGUGACGUACAAAAAGUAGGAGAUCACCUCAGGAUCCCUAUAGUCCGAGUCGAUUUAAGCAAAGACUACUGGGUUCGCGUCUUCGAACCAGCAUUGCGACAAUUUGAACAAGGUGCGACGCCUAAUCCUGAUGUUGCUUGCAAUUCCGAGGUGAAGUUCGGUGUUCUGCAAGAGGAGAUUGCCAAACGGCGCUUAGUGAGUGCCGGCGAACGGUGGUGGUUCGCCACAGGCCAUUACGCGCGAGCUGUCUUCGACUUCCGAGAGGGCAAAACACAUUUAGUCAGGCCAGCGGACAGCAGUAAAGAUCAAACAUACUUUUUGUCGACCAUCUCACAGGAAGCGCUAUCAAGAACGUGCUUUCCGCUUGGACACCAUACAAAGAACCAAGUCAGGGCCCUUGCAAAAGAUUUCGGCUUACAUGUCGCUAAGAAACCAGAUUCACAGGGACUGUGUUUUGUAUCACCGGAAACGAGUCGCUUUCGCGACUUCCUGUCAUCUUUUUUGAAGCGCAGUGAGGUUAAGUACGUCGAUACUCAAGGGAACUUGCUCUUGACUGCGAACACUGGACUUUGGUCAGCUACAAUUGGAGAGAGGUCUGGUGUCCAACUAGACCAGGGAACACCGCACUUGCAGGGCAAGUGGUUCGUCGCAGAAAAAGACGUGGAGCAGGCGACAAUCACUCUCGUGAAGGGCGCAGAGCAUCCCAAAUUGUACAAGAUGGGUGCUGUUUCAUCAGAUUGGUCGUGGAGCAACUAUCCUGGACUACCCGAAAAUCUCUGCGUGCAGCUGCGACAUCUACAGGAGCCAGUGCCUUGCAUUGUACAUGACUAUGGUUCAGGCAAAGUUGGCGUAUUCUUCCAAACGCCGCAACGCAGUGUUGUGCCUGGCCAGCACCUAUCUGUGUACUCUGGCGAUGUCUGUCUAGGCGGAGGCACUAUUCUCUACAGUAUUGAAGGCAUGCGCGACGUGAUUGAAGCUCUCAAUGCGAGCCGUUGGGAUAGUUUGCUGGCAAACUGA
Protomyces lactucae-debilis is the source of this 1152-nucleotide messenger RNA. Its product is annotated as tRNA-specific 2-thiouridylase. Gene Ontology annotation, molecular function: sulfurtransferase activity. The coding region runs from base 1 to 1152 and encodes 383 amino acids. The record is from RefSeq and is a predicted model, not a curated record. Gene Ontology annotation, biological process: tRNA wobble position uridine thiolation. NCBI's taxonomy places the organism in Eukaryota, Fungi, Ascomycota, Taphrinomycetes, Taphrinales, Protomycetaceae. Gene Ontology annotation, cellular component: mitochondrion. The transcript has a single exon.